Messenger RNA from Cottoperca gobio, 2894 nucleotides. RefSeq names its product oncostatin M receptor (gene osmr). The record is from RefSeq and is a predicted model, not a curated record. Lineage: Eukaryota; Metazoa; Chordata; Actinopteri; Perciformes; Bovichtidae. The transcript is spliced from 17 exons. Gene Ontology annotation, molecular function: protein binding. The coding region runs from base 34 to 2748 and encodes 904 amino acids.
ACUUCCAGUUAGUGUGUGCAGUGAAUAGCCAGCAUGACACUUUGGUUAUUAUUUGAUCAUUUCUGCAUUAAGAGGAUGGUAAGUUUCAGAAUAUCCUUAAUGAACCUGUUUGGGUUGUAUCUCAUUUGUGAGGAUCACAGUGGAUGCUGUAUUGACUCUGUUUGGCAGCCGCCAAGCCCCAGCAUCAAUCAUCUGAAGGCUACCAGUGACGACCAAAGCCUCCUGGUAAACUGGCUGGUAAACCACAGCGGCUUAGUGGGAGAACUUUAUGAGAUCCAGAUUGGCCGCACUGAAAACCAUGCUGUUAUUUACAAUAGAAACCUGAGUAUAUCUUCCGUGGAUCCGUUCAAUUACACAUGGACAUGGACUUCUGAUGUGCCUCUGGAGUGUGUCGAUCACUCAGUCAGGAUACGACAUUUCUAUAAUCAGUCUGUCCCGAGUCCCUGGAGCAACUGGAAAACCAACAGCGGAAUCCUGCCAAAGGAUAAGGCCGUGAUCUUCCCCUCAGAGCGGAUGCUGAGAGAGCACGCCAGUGCCACGUUCUGUUGUGUUCCCCCAAGAGGAGUCAAUAUUACCAGCAUGAUCUUCAAUAAAAACGAAUACCCUCUCCUCAGCAUUGGAGCCGGAGUCAAGGCUAUCACUGUACAUAACCUGACCAUCCCAACAUAUUAUAUUAAACUCCUUACAGUCGAAUGCAGUCAUUCAAAAGGCAUCAGUUAUAACUCGAACUACAUCAGUUUUCCUCCCCAGAAACCCGCUAACCUCGGAUGUGUGACCUCAGACAUGACCAUAGUCCGUUGUAACUGGGAUUUAGACACAAAACGAGACCCUUACGAUUACAACACGCAAACACACACUCUCCACAUAGAGAACUCAGAGCAGCGUCCCAUCAAAUGCACAGAUUCGUCGUCUUGUUCUUUCCCCGUCAUCCCACUGUUGGAAAAUUACAACAUACGUGUGGUGGUGAAGGACAAGCUGGGAGAGGAGACAGAGAGCUACAGCUUCAACAUCUCUGAUCGAGUGUUUCCUGUGGUGGAGGUGGACGGAGUGAGUCCCGGGGUGACAAACGCCACUGUGUCCUGGAUUGUAAAUGGAAACUUGACUUGGUUGAACCUCCUCUGUGAGGUCACUUCAGACCCAGACGGCGUCACCGAGCUGAGCUGCAAUAGUGUGAAUGGUGUCUGCAAAGUCAAACUGGAACAUCUGUUUCCCAACACCGACUACUCCACCAGAGUACGUUGCUCUGUCAAUGGCAGACUCUGGGGAGAAUGGACAAAGCCCAGAUCCUUCACAACCUAUCCGUUGGUGACCCUGGAUGUAUGGAGGACAAUAAAGCAUCUCUCGGACCCGAACAGUCGUCAAGUUACACUUUUGUGGACUCCACAUGUUCCUGGCUCAGCAGCCGUAGUUACGAUCCAAGGCUACGUAGUUCAGUGGUCGCAGGAAAGCCAAAACUGGACCAAGACGAAGGACAGUGUGCAAACCCAGACAGAGGUCUCCAUCGAUCUGGGACAGUAUGACUUCACUGUCCAGGCUGUUCUCGACACCGGCUCUACCAUCCCUGCUCACAUCACCAUCCCACAGAGGGACGAUGAGGAAAUCAUCCCAGUAAAGAAGGGGUUGAGCAGCAGCACAGCGGCUGGCUUUAAUCUGUCCUGGGACGAACAGGACACUGCCACCUGUGGUUAUACUGUGGAGUGGUGCAAUCUGGGAAACACAGAGCCUUGUACUUCGCUAUGGCUGAAUGUGAUAGAGGGAAACAACACAUUGUUCCUACCUGCUAGAAACUUCAGUGCAGGUUUCAGGUAUACAUUUAAUAUCUAUGCAUGCACAAAAAAUGGACACCGACUACUGCAGGUACAGAAUGGAUACUCACAAGAGCUCAAAUCUGUACAGCCCCCGAUUCUGGUCGAACCUGUUCAGAGUUCUUCCUCAUCUGUGACUCUAGAGUGGAGUUACAAUGAAGACGAUCCAGCUCAUACUGCAUUCAUCACUGGUUACCUGGUUACAGGACAGGAAGUAGGGUCUGGCACGCUGCCAGGUCAUGCUGCAAAUGUGUUCAACGAGUCUGUGGCAGACCCUCGGAGGAAGUCUGUGACCAUAGAGGGUCUAAAGCAGAACCAAGAGUACGCCUUCUCUGUGAGCGCUCUCACUAAGGAGGGGGCUGGACAAUCAACCAGUAUCACUGUCAGGACCAGAACCAACUACUCUGCUCACCUGGCCAAGAUACUGACUCCCAUCUUGUUACUGCUGGGCUGCUUCAUUAUCCUGUGGCCUCAAAGAGAAAUACUGAAAAGUGGGCUGACGGAGAUGUUUGCUUAUCCCGCUGGUAUGAAUAUAAAAACUCUAGAGUUGGAAAGCUUCCUGCAUGAGACUGGUGAGAGGCUGCAGUCUCAGAAGAUGGCGGAGUGCAUCAGCUGUGACAUUGAGAUCCUGACUAGCACACCUCUUUUGAAUGAAACAACCGCACUGAGAGAUCCUGAACCCCCGAACGCACCGCCGUGUCCUGGUUCCCAGUCCUCUCCUUCAACCAUGUCACUCUCCAGUGUCCCGCUCCAGCAAGACUACGUUCCACAGUCAGUCACAGCGUUCCCUCAACAAAUAACAUGCAUCACAAACGAUUCUUAUUUCCACACCAGGGAGGAAGAUUUAUCUGAAAUCAAAUCAAGCGUUGAACCUCCUGAGAGUCUGACGGAGUCAUGUAGUGUUACACAUGGUUAUAUCCCCAAUAACACUUCAGAAGUAUGAAGUCAAAGACCAGGCCCAAAACCUCUGUCAUGUUUUCAAAAGUAAUACUGUAAAUAGUUUAUUAGACGUAGUAUGUAAAUGUAAAUGUGUGAAGCUUUUGUAUUUGUGCCACAUUUUAACAUACUAUAAUAUAGUAUAUAUGCAUA